Messenger RNA from Camelus dromedarius (Arabian camel), 1770 nucleotides. It is a transcript of the gene LRRC63, whose product is annotated as leucine rich repeat containing 63. The coding region runs from base 28 to 1770 and encodes 580 amino acids. NCBI's taxonomy places the organism in Eukaryota, Metazoa, Chordata, Mammalia, Artiodactyla, Camelidae. Gene Ontology annotation, molecular function: protein binding. The transcript is spliced from 9 exons. Gene Ontology annotation, biological process: signal transduction. The record is from RefSeq and is a predicted model, not a curated record.
CUGUGAAAAACAGUGCUUAUUAUUAAAAUGCAAAGCCACCCACAACUUCUUCGAAGACCUUUACCUCCCAAACUCCCUAAGCUGUCUUUAUGUAAGAAGAAACCCCGCACAGUCAAAGCUGCUGAAACAAAGCCACCACGUGCACGGUUUGUUCAAGAUAAAACCAUUUUAACUGAAAGAGAGAAAACUCGUUUUCCUGAUGUUGUUUCAGGAAAUCAAUCACAACCCCCUGUCAAUAUCCAAAAUCUCCAUCUUGAUCAUCAUGUACGAGAAAGAGUGACUACUCUUUCAACACUCAAGAAAACUUCUAAGAACGUCUAUUGGCACAUUCCAGAGACUGCUACUGGUUCCAUAUUUUUCCCAAUGUGUCCUUCAGCUUCAAGUCGAGUUUUUGGGAAACAAAUAAGCAAGAUAGAAAGUUCAAGAAAACCAGAAGAGCCAUCAAAAAUAAAAAAUACUUACGCCGAUAAUAUUUUUAAAGACAUUAUGAUUGUCUCCUCAGAGUUCCCCAGACGUCCCUGUGCCCCUUCUUCAACGCCUACUCCCAAACUCAAGGAAGUUCACGCUGAGCAUCUACUUUUAUGCAAGAGCACUACCUACAGUUUUAAGCAGCCCCUGUUGCGUCUAAGUGCGGCAAUCCCUGUCCCAAGGACUACACCUGUUAAAGCAGAAGGACAGUGGUUUCACUGUUUACAACAAAAGCAGGCAGCAACACUAACUAUUAGUGAUUUUCCAGGUCCCGUUUUCAUACCGUUACCAAUUUUACCCAGGAAACCUCUAAGACAGUCUGUGAUAGAAACUCGUGUAGCACAACAUGAACGUAAAGAAAGUAUCCCGAAGCAAAGCAUGCUAAGCCUACCUGAAGGUAUCAAGUCAAAAAAGAUAGAAACAACAGUGACACAUACUAUACAAGGUGAAGGCUUUAAAACUGUUGUGGCAACACGAUAUGAAACGAUAACAGCCAUGGCCAACCUGGCCACAGUAAACUGUCAGAUAUAUGGGAGAAAUGCGCUUAAUCUUAAGGGCUUUUUUCUACUGUAUUGUCCAGAUUUAACACCUUUGGCUUCCCAGUUGGUAUAUCUUAAUUUAUCAUAUAAUAACAUCUUUUACUUUCCCACAGAAAUAUUUUGUCUUAGAAAUUUACAAAUACUGAUUCUGAGAAAUAAUCCUAUCAAAGAAAUCCCUUCUAACGUUCAACAACUUAAGUUCCUUAGAACUUUCAACAUUGCCUUUAAUUUGAUUACCACUCUUCCACUUGGGUUAUUUUACUUGUUUAAUCUUGAGAAACUUGAUAUUUCCUAUAAUAGCAUUGCUUUUAUUCCAAAUGAAAUCCAGAAACUCAGAUCACUUAAAAAACUGAUUGUUGAUGGGAAUGAACUGACUACUUUUCCACCUGGAAUUUUGAAGCUGACCCUGAGAAAAAUCCUAUUUGAGAAUAAUUUCACUCAUCCUACUCUUUGGAAAGAGAAUUCUGUGAAUAGUCCACAGCGCCUUACUCAACUUACUUCUUUGUUCUUUUUAAAGAAUAAUCUACUUAUGUAUUAUACUGAGAUUCCGGAGAAAAUUCAAAAGUUACUAAAAUGCACGACCAGAUGUGAAUGGUGCCGUGGUCCAAAGUUUGGUGAAGGUUUUUGCAUCAUCCGAUCCUGUAAUAUUUUUGGAGCAACACAGCUUCCUGUUCUAUAUCAUGUCUGUUCCUCCUCCUGCUAUAGAAAAGUAAAGGAAAGUAGUGUUGCUUCAGCUAGUGUUUCUGGUAAAGAACAUCUCUAA